GCUAUGAAGUCGCACGUGCGAAUUGCACGAAGCGGGAAAGAGAAAAACUGUUAUAUAAACCCCAGCUGUAUUUCAUCGAAGCGCGAUUUGCUUUGAAUAUUCACUUCUGUUUCUGGAAAUUUUUCUCCUUUGACCAACGAAAUUGAUUACAGUCGAUUUCUCUGAUUGAAUCAAAUCCUCGUUCGGAGAACCUUUCAAUCGCGCUCAUUUUCGCCAUGGGCGUCUUCUUCCACUCCUCAGAUUUUCUCCUCCCUUCUUCUACUUCUUCUCCGGCCGGCCACCCACCUUCUUCGACCUACGCCCUUGUUCUGCUCAACCAAAGCCUCCCCAAAUUCACUCCUCUGCUCUGGAAGCACGCAAAACUUCGUCUCUGUGCCGAUGGAGGCGCCAAUCGCGUAUUUGAUGAAUUGCCUCUGCUGUUUCCUCAUCAAGACGCUACGGAUAUUCGAAAUAGCUAUAAGCCAGAUGUUAUUAGAGGAGAUAUGGAUUCAAUUCGGACAGAAGUACUAGAUUUUUAUGCUAAGCAAGGAACCAAGAUAUUUGAUGAAUCUGAAGAUCAGGAUACCACAGACCUACAUAAAUGUGUUGCAUAUAUUCUUCAAUCUAUGCCAAAUCAGGAGUCUAAUCUGUGCAUACUUGUUGCUGGAGCUCUUGGUGGACGGUUUGAUCAUGAGAUGGGAAACAUCAAUGUUCUAUGCCGUUUCUCUAGCACGCGCAUAAUCCUUCUGUCUGAUGAUUGUCUUAUUCAUCUUCUGCCAAGGACUCAUCACCAUGAAAUCCAUGUUCACUCAUCUGUUGAGGGCCCUCAUUGUGGUCUCAUUCCAAUUGGGAUGCCCUCUGGACGCACCACGACCACUGGUCUCCAAUGGGAUUUGACUGAUACAGAGAUGAAGUUUGGGGGUCUAGUUAGCACUUCAAAUAUAGUGAAAGGAGAGAAAGUAUCAGUGCAAUCUGACUCCGAUCUUCUCUGGACUAUCUCAUUAAAAGGCAAUGAAACAAGGCAUUCUAGCACGUAGUGCCAAAUUUAGCAAUGCUUCCUUGCAUUCUCAGCGUUAGGUAAUGAAAUCUUCUUUCUCCACCUAAAAUAAGAAUAACUUUGAAGAUCUACCCCUUGAUUUUUUGUGCUUUUCUAGAAUUUGAUUUUUAAGAAAUUCAUUUUUCAUGUAAUUUCAUUUUUAUGUUGAUUAGGAAGUUGUAUUUGCAAUGCAUAAAACAAAUCAAUGCCAUUA
Molecule: messenger RNA, 1229 nt
Organism: Cucurbita moschata (crookneck pumpkin)
Lineage: Eukaryota; Viridiplantae; Streptophyta; Magnoliopsida; Cucurbitales; Cucurbitaceae
Product: thiamine pyrophosphokinase 1
Exons: 6
Coding region: 216-1016 (266 amino acids)
Biological process (GO): thiamine metabolic process; thiamine diphosphate biosynthetic process
Molecular function (GO): ATP binding; thiamine diphosphokinase activity; thiamine binding
Source: RefSeq, a predicted model, not a curated record